AUGGGUUGUGGACGAUGCCUUCGCAAAUGCGCAACGCGAAUCAAGAAAAUCUUCGAGAAAGUGGAGUAUGCAGCCGUGGCAAUGUGCAGCUUUGGAACAGUCAUGAUAAUGAUUGGCACUGCGAUGCCUCGCUGGCGAUUGGAUGAACACGGGACGAAACCGUUGGAAAACGUGUGGUCGGUCAGUGGCUUUCCAUCCAAGAGCUAUGGGUUAAUGAUGGUGUAUGCGAAAUCAAGCAGAUCUUGGGAUGUCAUUGUUCGGAUGACCUGCGAGUGGCAAGGCUUGAAAGGCGCUCAGAUUGGUGGAAUUAUUCAGCAAGUCUGGAGUGGCGACUGUGAUGGGUCCCAACAAUGUGGGCACGGUUUCACGGACCACGUGUACACCCGUUGCAUCGAGUACGACAGAAUUCACACUGUGAGCUUGAUCGUAUUGGUGAUCUCAUUGGUGACGAUUAUUUUAUCACUCCUUGGGGUUCUGAUGGCGGCGUUCGGAAGUUUGAAGAGACUAGGUGGCUGUGCUUAUGGUUUCUUGCUUCUUUCUGGAUUUCUGGCAACAGCUUCGAACAUAGUCUGGGCUGUAGUCACCCAUUUCGCAUUUAGCAAGCUGGGCGAAGAUGCCUGGUAUCCAUAUCCUGACCUUGCCAUCGGUUGGUUUCUCCACUUGUAUGGUGGGGUCACUAUCCUUAUAGCCGGCCGUAUUUUCGGCUGGCUUGUCAUGCCGCUCGUUCGUUCUUUCGAUUCUGAAAAGAGCGCAUUGGAGAAACGCAAGAACAAGCUCAUGAUGAUGUCAUGGUGGAACAGG
Molecule: messenger RNA, 801 nt
Organism: Symbiodinium natans
Lineage: Eukaryota; Dinophyceae; Suessiales; Symbiodiniaceae
Source: the annotation of a GenBank genome assembly